Molecule: messenger RNA, 884 nt
Organism: Carica papaya (papaya)
Lineage: Eukaryota; Viridiplantae; Streptophyta; Magnoliopsida; Brassicales; Caricaceae
Product: CASP-like protein 1C1
Source: RefSeq, a predicted model, not a curated record
UAGGUUACCCACAUAAGAAAAAGACUUUCAAUAAGAAGACAAAAAUGAUUUGCUUAUACAAUUCAAAGUCCAAGCAUAGUAGAUAAAAGUAGAAUUACUUGUAGGUAGACUGUGAUUGAGAAUCUCAACUAACAACACAAAACCAACAUUUAUAUCUUCAUGCUAAUGCCAUGCCUUUAUUCUCCUCCUCACAAACAAUUCCACAUAUAUAUGUAUGUGGGUGUGUGUGUAUAGACUUUGUGUAUUCUCAAACUAGUUUUCUGCAAUACCCACCAAGUGUUUUGUAAAAAUUUAAACACCCAUCAAUGUCUAAAACCAAGAGGAUAUGCACCCUUCUGCUAAGACUCAUGGCCUUCGCCGCCACUCUAUCAGCAACCAUUAUCAUGGCUACUAGCCAUCAAACAGCUUCUUUCUUUGCAGUGUCCCUUGAAGCAAAAUACAGUGACACACCGGCAUUCAGGUACUUUAUGAUUGCCAAUGCCAUUGUGAGUGUAUAUGGUUUUCUGGUUCUGUUUCUUCCCACAGACAGCAUGCUCUGGCGAUUGGUUGUUGCCUUGGAUUUGGUUUUCACAAUGUUACUGACUUCAAGCAUCUCAGCAGCAUUAGCAAUAGCUCAAGUGGGAAAGAAAGGGAAUGCUAAUGCAGGAUGGUUGCCCAUCUGUGGGCAAGUGCCAAAAUACUGUCACCAAGUAACAGGAGCUUUAGCUGCUGGCUUCAUUGGAGUUGUCAUACACAUGCUUCUCCUCCUUUAUUCAAUCCAUACUGUUCUAAAUCCACUUCUUGUUCAAAAGACCUAAAUCUCUCUCUCUCUCUCUCUCUCUGACUUAAUUAAAAGGGCCCUUUUUAUUAUAUAGCUCUCAAUGAUGGAAUUCAGUUUUAUCUCA